Molecule: messenger RNA, 990 nt
Organism: Emys orbicularis (European pond turtle)
Lineage: Eukaryota; Metazoa; Chordata; Testudines; Emydidae
Product: granzyme M-like
Biological process (GO): proteolysis
Molecular function (GO): serine-type endopeptidase activity
Source: RefSeq, a predicted model, not a curated record
AUGCUGUGUAGCAGCUCCUCUCCUCUCCCUGCCGGUAGCCUUCGCUCUAAACCUCACACCUCCGCCUCCUGAGAGCCCUUUCUCCCCCUGCCGCAGAGGAGAUGCGAGUGCGCUCAGGGAAGGAGCGGGGUAUAUAACUACGAGCGGAAAUGCCCCCCGGCAGAAGCGGUGGGGCGACGACGUCUGCAGACGGCUCAGCGUGGCGGCAGCAUGAAGGCAGAUGGGAAAUUGCUCUUCCUGGUGCUGCUGUUCCUCCCCAUUGGGAAGGCUGCAGGCCAGCUCCAGUCUUCGAUCAUUGGAGGACGCGAAGCAUUGCCUCACUCCAGGCCCUACAUGGUAUCUAUCCACAAAGGAGACACUCCCGCCUGCGGGGGAGUCCUAGUCCACGCGCGCUGGGUGCUGACGGCUGCGCACUGCUAUGCCGACCUGAGUAAGGGUCUCAUCAGGGUGCUGGUGGGUCUCCAUCGGCAGCCCAAGAGAAAUGCCCGAGUGCAGGUCUUCACUGUCGCGAAGUUUGUCCCGCAUCCUUCCUACAACCGCACGACUUUCGCAAAUGACAUCAUGCUGCUCAAGCUGGACAGGAAGGUGGUUUGGAACAAGGAGACGAGCCUUCUCCCGCUGUCCAAGAAGAAUCCGGCCCCGGGGACGCCGUGCAGCGUGGCUGGCUGGGGGAGGUUCAGAGAGGGAAGCAAGUAUUCCCCCGUCCUGCGCGAACUCAACGUCAAGGUGAUGGACAUCAGGAUGUGCAACAACAGCCGGUACUGGCAUGGCGAGGUCACCAGCACCAUGAUGUGCUUCGAAGGGGUCGAGAAGGGCUCUGCCCCCUGCCAGGGUGAUUCCGGGGGCCCUGUGGUAUGUGGCAAGAAAGCGGAGGUAGCCGGCGUGAUCUCCUUCACCGACAAAAGCUGUGUCAACAUGUUCAAACCGCCCGUCGCGACGGCUGUCUUUAAAUACAAGAGGUGGAUCAAAAAAUACCUACUCUGGAGCUGA